Daldinia loculata is the source of this 1158-nucleotide messenger RNA. RefSeq lists its product as uncharacterized. The record is from RefSeq and is a predicted model, not a curated record. Lineage: Eukaryota; Fungi; Ascomycota; Sordariomycetes; Xylariales; Hypoxylaceae. Bases 1 to 1158 code for a protein of 385 amino acids. The transcript is spliced from 2 exons.
AUGUCGGGUUGGAAGGAUAAAGGUAUGGGUAUUGUCAAGAAGGGUUGGCAUCCCGAGAAAGAAGGGACUUCACUCAGGGGUCAAGUCAAAGGCCUUAUCGGGCGAGGAGAUAAACCGUCUUCCCAUUCUUCUUCCGAGCGUAGCGCCACCCCGAUAUCCUCGUUGCGUGAUCCAUCCUCCUUCGGUCCCCCCCCUAAGCGUACCGGAGUUAGCGGGAAUGAGAUCGAAUCCAGGUCUCAAAGUCCCGUGUCCUCCGUACAUUCCGGGCACACAUAUGGCGUCCAACAACAGCACCACCAGCAGGUAGAAGAGCCCUCGGUAGAACCAAGACCGUACAGAGUCGACACUACAGGAUUAUCGACAUCAAACCUUCCUCCUCCGCCCGUAAGAAGAGGCAGCCCUGAUAAACGAGACCCGAUCCUACCUCCCUCUUCACACGUUAAACCGGGCGGACCACCCUCGCUACCCCCUCGGCUCCCACCGCGUAGCGGAAACGCGUCUCCGGUCCAAGCACAAAGCCCAGUCGCGACGGGACACAACCAAUCCUCAAAUUAUCUGAACCAAGGAGCUACCAAUCGAUUAGGAGCUGCUGGGAUUUCAGUCCCGGGUUUAGGAAUUGGAGGAAAGGCGGGAAGUUCUGCUCCCCCACUGCCUCCUGCUCGAUCGCCAACUACAACUUCGUCUGCAGGAGGAUUAUCAACGAAGCCAUCUAAUGGACAAUUAAGCGAACUACAAAGCCGCUUCUCUCGCCUCGGCACUAGCAAUGCUCAACAAGAGCCUACGACCGCACCAGCGCAGGGCACAACGUGGGCAGAGAAGCAGGCAGCAUUAAAGACAGCAGCAAGUUUCAGGAAAGACCCCUCAUCCGUAUCAUUUGCAGACGCGAAAGCCGCUGCCGGAACAGCGUAUAACUUCCAACAGAGGCACGGGGAUCAAGUUGCAUCAGGGUUGAAAACGGCAAAUGGGCUGCACCAACGAUUUGGAGGUGUGGAAGCUAAUGGGCAAGGAACAACGACAUCACCCAUGGGGCAGAUUUCAGGGGUCAUAGGAAAGAAGAAGCCUCCCCCCCCACCACCAGCUAAGAAACCUCAACUAUCCGGGGCCGGCAGCGAAAGUGUUCCACCCCCUGUACCGACGGCUUCGAGACCGAAAUUUUAA